Messenger RNA from Mandrillus leucophaeus (drill), 2247 nucleotides. RefSeq names its product ELAV like RNA binding protein 1 (gene ELAVL1). The record is from RefSeq and is a predicted model, not a curated record. Gene Ontology annotation, molecular function: RNA binding. Lineage: Eukaryota; Metazoa; Chordata; Mammalia; Primates; Cercopithecidae. Bases 19 to 1041 code for a protein of 340 amino acids. The transcript is spliced from 7 exons. Gene Ontology annotation, cellular component: ribonucleoprotein complex.
AGAUUUUUGAAAAAUACAAUGUCUAAUGGUUAUGAAGACCACAUGGCCGAAGACUGCAGGGGUGACAUCGGGAGAACGAAUUUGAUCGUCAACUACCUCCCUCAGAACAUGACCCAGGAUGAGUUGCGCAGCCUGUUCAGCAGCAUUGGCGAAGUGGAAUCUGCAAAACUCAUUCGGGAUAAAGUAGCAGGACACAGCUUGGGCUAUGGCUUUGUGAACUACGUGACUGCAAAGGAUGCAGAGAGAGCAAUCAACACGCUGAACGGCUUGAGGCUCCAGUCAAAAACCAUUAAGGUGUCGUAUGCUCGCCCGAGCUCAGAGGUCAUCAAAGAUGCCAACUUGUACAUCAGCGGGCUCCCUCGGACCAUGACCCAGAAGGACGUAGAGGACAUGUUCUCUCGGUUUGGGCGGAUCAUCAACUCACGAGUCCUCGUGGAUCAGACCACAGGUUUGUCCAGAGGGGUUGCGUUUAUCCGGUUUGACAAACGGUCGGAGGCAGAAGAGGCAAUUACCAGUUUCAAUGGUCAUAAACCCCCAGGUUCCUCUGAGCCCAUCACAGUGAAGUUUGCAGCCAACCCCAACCAGAACAAAAACGUGGCACUCCUCUCGCAGCUGUACCACUCGCCAGCGCGACGGUUUGGAGGCCCCGUUCACCACCAGGCGCAGAGAUUCAGGUGGACCAACCUGGGCAAUAUUGUUUCUGGGUUGAAGACAAGGUUCUCCCCCAUGGGCGUCGAUCACAUGAGCGGGCUCUCUGGCGUCAACGUGCCCGGAAACGCCUCCUCCGGCUGGUGCAUUUUCAUCUACAACCUGGGGCAGGACGCCGACGAGGGGAUCCUCUGGCAGAUGUUUGGGCCCUUUGGCGCCGUCACCAAUGUGAAAGUGAUCCGCGACUUCAACACCAACAAGUGCAAAGGGUUUGGCUUUGUGACCAUGACAAACUAUGAAGAAGCCGCGAUGGCCAUAGCCAGCCUGAACGGCUACCGCCUGGGGGACAAGAUCUUACAGGUUUCCUUCAAAACCAACAAGUCCCACAAAUAACUCGCUCAUGCUUUUUUUUUGUACGGAAUAGAUAAUUAAGAGUGAAGGAGUUGAAACUUUUCUUGUUAGUGUACAACUCAUUUUGCGCCAAUUUUCACAAGUGUUUGUCUUUGUCUGAAUGAGAAGUGAGAAGGUUUUUAUACUCUGGGAUGCAACCGACAUGUUCAAAUGUUUGAAAUCCCACAAUGUUAGACCAAUCUUAAGUUUCGUAAGUUAUUUCCUUUAAGAUAUAUAUUAAACAGAAAUCUAAGUAGAACUGCAUUGACUAACCAGUCCCUCUGGAUGGUGGUGAACCUGAAGCAUGCUUUAACCUCUAAGACUGUCUAACACGCGUUUCAUUCAAUGUCUCCACAGACUGGGUAGCAAAAAAAAUCACCUUUUAGUUUUAGUUUUUAAUCUAAAGAUGUUAGACAGAUGCUGAGUGUGCGUUUUCUCAACCGCUUCAACAUUGUAAGCGAUGUAUGCUUUGGUUGACAGGAAGUUCCUUUUCCAGGCAGGUCCCAUUGCCACCUCCUGCUCACUCAGUCCCGGGCUCUGCCAAGUGGUCCUGGGAAUGGCGGUGGGCCCGUCCAGCGUGGGCCACCACUGGGGCCGGGGGCCGCAUGCCGGGCGGGCCCUCCAGAGAAGGACACAAACGUGUUUCGUAAGCCCAGGCACCAAUGGGAAUGGACCAAAGAGUUUCAGGGAAACUCCAGUAUAUUCCAGAGUUAGAUCUAAGCUCCAGGCACGCCUGAAGAUGUGUUGCUACUCUGACGCCCCGAGUUUCUGUCCACACAUUGCAUGCACAGCGCCCCACACAUUGGAUACUGUUGUUCCACGAUAAUUUCUCCCGUUUUCCAGAGCAUUUAACAUAGCUUGGAGGCGUAAGAUGGCUCUGUUUUUUAAUAACACAGAAACAUUUGAGCAUUGUAUUUCUCGCAUCCCUUCUCGUGAGCGCUUAGACCUUUUUCUAUUUUAGUCGCAUUUUGUUUUGGAAUUUUGCUUUUGUAUGAACACUCAGCAGAAAAGUACUUACUUCUUGCCAGUUAUCUAUUAACCAAAACCUUUGAUUUGUAGUUUUAAAGAUUAACCCUCAAAGUUCUCUUCAUAACUGCCUUGACAUUUUGGGUUGUUCUGUUCUGUUAAUUUUCUUUUGCUUUUUUGUGUUUUUUGUUUGUUUUUACUUUUGCAUUUAAGACCAUUAAAUUUGAUUUUGUUUUGCUCGAA